AGAAGAAAAAGACAUGGCGGCCCCGACGGACCACAUGAAAAUGCUCCAAUUUUUAAAACUAAUCGGCCAGCUUAAAAGGGUCCUUCGGACAGGCUGGGUGUACAGGAAGGUGAAGGACCCAGAGAGUGUGUCGGACCACAUGUACCGCAUGGCACUCAUGUCUCUGACCAUCACAGACCCCACGGUGGAUAAGGACAAGUGUAUCAAGCUGGCUCUGGUUCAUGACAUGGCCGAGUGCAUCGUGGGAGAUAUCGCACCGUCGGACAAUGUCAGCAAAGCUGAGAAACACCGGCAGGAGGAGGCAGCCAUGAGGCAGCUUUUGAGUCUCAUGCCAGAGAGCCUUGGACAGGAGAUUUGUGCAUUAUGGGAGGAAUAUGAGCAUCAGAGCACCACGGAGGCCAGGCUGGUGAAAGAGUUUGACCGUCUCGAGAUGAUCCUGCAGGCUCACGAGUAUGAAGAGCUGGAGGGAGCGCCGGGGAGACUGCAGGAGUUUUUCGACUCCACUCAGGGUUGUUUCCAGCAUCCCGAUGUGCUUCAGCUGGUCAUGGCUUUGAAUGAAGAAAGGAGAAGUCACAUGGCAGAAAAAAACAACUCUGGGAACUCGAAAACCAUGUCACACGCAACAUGACCACAUUUUUGUUUUAAUAUCACGGAGAUAAAAAAACAGUUGGCAAUGUGAAAUGGACACACAA
Phycodurus eques (leafy seadragon) is the source of this 692-nucleotide messenger RNA. RefSeq names its product HD domain containing 2 (gene hddc2). The record is from RefSeq and is a predicted model, not a curated record. Bases 14 to 628 code for a protein of 204 amino acids. Gene Ontology annotation, molecular function: 5'-deoxynucleotidase activity. Gene Ontology annotation, cellular component: cytoplasm. The transcript is spliced from 6 exons. Lineage: Eukaryota; Metazoa; Chordata; Actinopteri; Syngnathiformes; Syngnathidae.